Molecule: messenger RNA, 946 nt
Organism: Corylus avellana
Lineage: Eukaryota; Viridiplantae; Streptophyta; Magnoliopsida; Fagales; Betulaceae
Product: transcription factor bHLH162
Biological process (GO): regulation of transcription by RNA polymerase II
Cellular component (GO): RNA polymerase II transcription regulator complex
Molecular function (GO): DNA-binding transcription factor activity, RNA polymerase II-specific; RNA polymerase II transcription regulatory region sequence-specific DNA binding; protein dimerization activity
Source: RefSeq, a predicted model, not a curated record
UUCAAAUUCAAUUAUUAUUAUUGUCAUAUUUUCUCCAUCUCCAUAGACUCUAUUGUCUCUCUAUAUAUACAUACAACGUACACGUUCACAAUGAACUGCAAAUUCAGAUCCCUCCAGCAACCUCUUAAUUCUCUGUGUCUCCUCUCUGAGUGAAGAUGAAGAAGAGCAGCAACAGUGAGGCAUCCAAGGUUGACAGAAAGAUGGUGGAAAGAAACAGAAGAAUCCAAAUGAAAGGCCUUUGCUUCAAGCUUGCUUCUCUUAUUCCCCCCCACUACAUCAAACCCUCCAAGGAAAUGCUUUCACAGCUAGAUCAGCUUGAUUACGCAGCCUCCUACAUAAAACAGCUGAGGGAAAGAAUAGAAAAAUUAGAGGGUGAGAAGGAAGAAGCAACGAGUUUAGGUAAUAGCAAUAAGAUGAUUGACACGAUGAAGAUUGGCACAAAGUGGCCUGUAAUUGAUUUAAGAGACAUGGGAUCCAGUAUAGAAGUGAGUUUGAUAUCUGGGUUGCACAAGAACUUCAUGUUUUCUGAAGUUAUAAGUAUUCUUCACGAAGAAGGAGCUGAAGUUGUUAGUUCUAGCUUUUCUACUGUGGGUGAUAAAGUUUUCCAUUCAAUUCAUGCUCAGGUAAAAAUUUCUAGAGUUGGAGUUGAUACUUCAAGGGUAUUGCAAAGAUUGCAGGAGUUGGUAUACUGAAUCCAUCUGUUGCUGCAAAUCAUUUAAUUAGAUUGGAGGAUGGGAGUAACUCAGUUCUCAUGCAUUUUUCUUUUCUCCAAAACCUGAAGAUCAAGAUUUUCUUGUCUGGGGAUCCGGAUAUUUGGAUCAUUAGAUAACGAGGGAUGAUCCAAUUAAUUAAGGAUGGAGUUAACAGUUAAUUUGUAUUUGAAUUUACCUUUGCUGCAUGUAAAUUAAUUUCGAAUUGAAGUUCAAUAUCAGAGUCAUUCUCAAUA